Molecule: messenger RNA, 606 nt
Organism: Hibiscus syriacus
Lineage: Eukaryota; Viridiplantae; Streptophyta; Magnoliopsida; Malvales; Malvaceae
Product: iron-sulfur cluster assembly protein 1-like
Exons: 3
Coding region: 74-568 (164 amino acids)
Biological process (GO): iron-sulfur cluster assembly; intracellular iron ion homeostasis
Cellular component (GO): mitochondrial matrix; cytoplasm
Molecular function (GO): 2 iron, 2 sulfur cluster binding; ferrous iron binding
Source: RefSeq, a predicted model, not a curated record
CCAAAUCCAAAACCAAAUCCAAAUCCUAGCUCAACCCCAAAAAAGCUCAUUCGUUAGAACAUCGACGGCGAGAAUGCUGAGGCUGGUGGCUAAUAGGCUGCUCGGGACAGCGUCACGGGACGCCCCAUCGCAUCCCCUUCAAUUUCUACCGCGUUUUUACCACGAGAAUGUCAUCGAUCACUACAACAAUCCUCGUAACGUCGGCUCCUUCGAUAAGAACGACCCCAGCGUCGGUACUGGCCUGGUUGGAGCUCCGGCUUGUGGCGAUGUUAUGAAGCUUCAAAUCAAAAUCGACGAGGAAUCAGGGAAAAUCGUCGAUGCUUGCUUUAAAACCUUCGGCUGUGGGUCGGCUAUUGCGUCUUCUUCUGUCGCCACUGAAUGGGUGAAAGGGAAAAGUAUGGACGAAGUGCUUACCAUUAAGAACACGGAGAUCGCAAAACAUCUUUCACUUCCACCAGUUAAGCUGCACUGCAGUAUGCUUGCAGAAGAUGCAAUCAAGGCAGCUGUGAAAGAUGCGGAAGCUAAACGUGCCCAAAUGAAUGGUCGUUCGAAGGCUGCUGAUGUGUAAGUUGAUAAAUAAAGACAAAACGGACCCCAGGGGAAAAA